Molecule: messenger RNA, 3040 nt
Organism: Serinus canaria (Common canary)
Lineage: Eukaryota; Metazoa; Chordata; Aves; Passeriformes; Fringillidae
Gene: SDR16C5
Product: short chain dehydrogenase/reductase family 16C member 5
Exons: 7
Coding region: 210-1127 (305 amino acids)
Cellular component (GO): lipid droplet
Molecular function (GO): oxidoreductase activity, acting on the CH-OH group of donors, NAD or NADP as acceptor
Source: RefSeq, a predicted model, not a curated record
CCGCUGUGCUUUCUGCUCCCUUAGCACCGCUCGCCCCAAAGCCGCUGCGCCACGGCGGGAGGCGGAGGUUCUCUGCCUGGAGUUCAGGCCGGCAGGCGAAGGUACCUCCGGUGCUGGGGCGUUGUGGGCCGGGCGGACGUUGCGGGACGGGCCGGGACAGGACAGGACAGGACACGACACGACAGGGUAUCUGAAGAAAUAGCCUGAAAAUGAACUUCUUCCUGGAAACAUUAAAAGUGAUUGUACUUUUAGUUUACUACUUACUGGAGUCACUGGUGUUCUUUGUUAUUCCUCGACGGAAGAAGAAUGUUAGUGGUGAAAUCGUAUUAAUAACAGGAGCGGGAAGUGGCAUUGGAAGACUCUUAGCAGUGAAGUUUGCCAACCUUGGAGCCACGGUGGUCCUCUGGGAUAUUAAUCAAGAGGGGCUCAAUGGCACAGUUAGACUGGCUAAGGAAAAAGGAGCCGGAAGAGUACACUCUUAUGUCUGUGACUGUAGCAAAAGACAGGAUAUCUACAGAGUAGCUGACCAGGUUAAAAAAGAAGUUGGCGAUGUCAGCAUCUUGAUCAACAAUGCUGGUAUUGUAAUUGGGAAGAGAUUUCUUGAUUCUCCAGAUUCACUUGUAGAAAAAACCAUGGAAGUGAACACAAUGGCACACUUCUGGACUUACAAAGCCUUCCUCCCAGCAAUGGUUGCCGCUAACCAUGGACACUUGGUUAGCAUAGCAAGCUGUGCAGGACUGUGUGGAACCAGUCAGGCUUCAGAUUACUGUGCAAGUAAAUUUGCAGCAGUUGGUUUUGCAGAGUCAAUUGAUAUAGAGAUGAGAACUCUGAGAAAGACUGGUGUUAAAACCACAAUUGUGUGUCCUUAUGUCAUGAACACGGGAAUGUUUGAUGGUGUUAAAUCCAAGUGGCCACGUGUGGUUCCUGCUCUGGAUCCAGAGUAUGUGGCCGAGAGGAUAAUCAGUGCUGUUCGUCAGAACCAAGAAGUCCUGUGUUUGCCACGCGUCGCUUAUCUUUGUCCUUUUAUGAAAAGCUUCCUACCAGUGAAAGCAUUCAUUCUCCUUUUAGACUACCUUGGUCUCCUUGAUCUCAUGAGUACCUUCAAAGGUCGACCAAAGAAGGAGUGAAAAAGCACAAAAUUCAGAGACCAGCAGCUCUAAAGUGGGUGCUGAAGUUAGUUAAAGGUGGUGGUGGGAAAAGUUUGCUUCACUAGCAGCUGUGAACUUUGAGUGCCUCAUUUCUCAAUAGUAACAAGAUUUUUAAAAGUUGCUUUUUAAUUGGCUCCUAAUCAACAGCUUUCAUCUAAAAUAGUGGUUUUGAAUUGUUUUCUUUUCACCUCAUUAUGAAAAUAUUUGAUAAAUAAUUGAAUUUAGUUGCUUUGGUUUAUAAUGCCUUAAAUGGGAUCCUGCAUCACAAACCAAUAACUGGCAACUUUGAGGGGAAGAAAAGACCAAGAACCCAUAUGUAUUUAGCAGGCAGCCAGAAAAGCCUGUAGUGGAUCUGACUUCUUGCUGCCAUUCAGUGAACCAUGAGGAUGGGCUGUACUGCUGGUGCCAUUACCACUCCCUGGUAAGCUGAGAAAUUCAAGAAUUUCUUCAAACAACAGAUUCUAACUCUUCCAAAUAAAAGUUUUGGGAAAUAAAAAUAUACACUGUGUUGGUGAAAAAAACAAUUACAUGUAAUAAUUUUUAAUAAUUUUUGGAGGUGUGAUCUCUCAACUCUCAGAUGACAAUGGAUGUUGGGACAGGGAUAGGGAAGGAUAUGUAAAUUAAGGUAAACUAUGUUGUUAUAUCAGAAAGGUUCUGUUGUCAUUAUAUUGCUAAGGUUCCAUAUUGCAAGAGUUUUAUACCUCCUUGAUGUUUCUCAUAGGCUACUCCUCUAAGCACUGACUUCCUUCUUGCAGUAGCAAACUGACUCCUCCUCAACCAAUCAACCCACUCUUUUAUAACACUCUUCUUCUUAUUGGCUACAGCUGUGGCCUGUUAGAGCCAGGCCUGUUCUUAAUCUCUAAUAAUUGGCUCAGCUGCAACUCCUUAGGGGUAAGAUUACUUUCUAUACUACCUUUAAUUUCUUAUAUUGUAUCCCACUAAAAUUCCCCCUUUUUCUUUUUAUUACAGAGUUGCAGCAUUUCUAGAAGGACAUGUUCAAAUAAAUUGACAUUAUGACACAUUCAUAUAUUUCAUUUUUAACUAAUAGUUAUACAAAUGUUCAGACAACAUAUUACAGUACAAAUAUAUAUAUAUAUUUCUAAGUGUUGGUUCAGUUUUGCAGCUUUUCUCAGUUGACAAAGUACUUAUCUUCAAAAAUCUUUUAUACUGAUGCUUAAUAGACGUUAAUAGCUCCGUUAAUCAAUAAACACAUUGUACUAAAUAAUAGAACUAUUCUUGUUCCAGUUCUUACAGUUACUUUAGUAAAUUCUCCCCUGGUCCUUUUUUCCCAAAAUCACGGGGUCAUAUAGUUUAGUAUUUGAGUCCUUUUCCCCAAAUCCACGGCGUCAUAAAGUUUAGUAUUUGAGUCUUUUUUUCUCCCGAAAUCAUGUCGGGGUCACCACUUGUUGUUAUUAUAUCGGAAAGGUUCCAUUGUCAUUAUAUUGCAAAGGUUCCAUAUUGCUGGAGUUUUGUAGCUCCUUGAUGUUUCUUGUAGGCUGCUCCUCUAAGCACUGACUCUUCCUUCUUCUUGCAGUAGCCAACUGAUUCCAGUUCCCCCUCAACCAACCAACCCACUCUUUUAUAACACUCUUCUUAUUGGCUACAGCUGUGGCCUGUUAGAGCCAGGCCUGUUCCUAAUCUCUAAUAAUUGGCUCAGCUGCAACUCCUUAGGGGUAAGAUUACUUUCUAUACUACCUUUAAUUUUUUAUAUUGUAUCCCCCUACAAAACUAAGCAUUUGUGUUGCUAAUCUUUGUGCCUAAUUUAUUUUAAAAGUUAAUACUAUGACUGCAACUUCGUAACAGAAGUCUUUGUAUCUUUUAAGUACAGUAUUUUAAGAACUAUUUUAAAUUGUCAUCUCCUAAAAAGAAUAAAGCAUGAGACUGCCAGUCUA